AUGUUAUGCAAAAGUAAACAACCGAAGGGCGAUAAUAGCAACACUCCUAUUCGUGUUGCGAACGAUGAUGGUGUUACGACGCGCCGGGGAGCGUCUAAGGAGAGCCCCCCGGAGAAGGUGGAGUCCUUACCUGUAAACAAUGCUCCUGAUAGGUUACUCAACGAUGACAUCAAAGUACUGAUCUCGGAGGUGCGGCAAUUCAAGGAGGAGAUGAGAGCCACUCGUAAGCAAAUGGAGGAGCUAAGUCAAACUAUGUCAAGACUUAACGACAGAGUAGACGCUUGUGAUGUUCGCAUCGACGCGCUGUGUGACCGCGUGAGCAGUUUGGAGAACCGUGUGAUGGACGGUGCUGGAGUUGAGCCUAUUGAUGGUACAUUACGUCAUACUAUCCAUCAACUAAAGACCGAGCUGAACGAGCGCGAUCAAGAGCUUUUAUUGAACGAUAUUGAAAUAUCAUGUGUGCCGGAACAAAAAGGUACGGGCUUAACGCAUGUGGUGCUCACGCUUGCAAAUAAGUUGGGGGUCCCGUUAAUGGAGCAAGACAUAGUCAGCGCUGUGCGAGUGGGUCGCCCGCCGGGGCCAGAAGAGCUCGUUUCGCCCGGCGCAACUUCGACCCGCCCGCGCCCCAUCGUCGUACGAUUGACGCGACGCGCACUGCGCGACCAGCUCUUGCAGGCGGCGCGCACUCGUCGGGGCGCUACCACCGAGGGUACGGGUCUGUCUGAUGCGCCGCGUCGCUUUUAUAUAAAUGAGAGGCUGACGCGUACUAACCGCCAGUUGUUCAGAAAAGCGCGCGACUGUGGCCGUCGUCUCAAUUGGAGAUUUGUCUGGACUAAGGACGGUAGAGCCUAUGCGCGUCAACAUGCAGGUAAAGAUGCUCCGCGGCAUCGCCUUCAAUCGGAAGAGGAUCUGAUUCGUGUUUUUGGUAAGGACGUCGUUAGUUCUCUUGAGGUUUAG
This is a messenger RNA of Hyposmocoma kahamanoa, 957 nucleotides long. RefSeq lists its product as uncharacterized. Bases 1 to 957 code for a protein of 318 amino acids. The transcript has a single exon. NCBI's taxonomy places the organism in Eukaryota, Metazoa, Arthropoda, Insecta, Lepidoptera, Cosmopterigidae. The record is from RefSeq and is a predicted model, not a curated record.